This is a messenger RNA of Planococcus citri (citrus mealybug), 881 nucleotides long. RefSeq lists its product as uncharacterized. The record is from RefSeq and is a predicted model, not a curated record. Bases 389 to 853 code for a protein of 154 amino acids. The transcript is spliced from 6 exons. Lineage: Eukaryota; Metazoa; Arthropoda; Insecta; Hemiptera; Pseudococcidae.
AUUUUUGAAUUUUACGCUGCGAUCAAGUUUGCAUAAUUUCUCCGAAUUAAAUGUAUGUUACGUUGACAAAACACGCACAUUUAAUGAAUAGUGUCAUAUGCUCAGAAGAAUUAUUGUACUCUCGUAUUUUAAGGUACCUAUACCUUAUCGUGUCCAUCGUACCUGAUAGGUGGUGGCUUUUGGUAAUUAUUAAAUUAGAGGAUAGCCACCUCUCAUGGGGCAAGUCGUUCUAUUAAUGAAUAAAAAGUGAUAGUAUUCAUGCAUGAACUGGAAGCAAACUUUUCAUUCCUUCAUUUAGUUCAACUUUAUAGCUGCAUUCAGUGCGUUUAAUGCGAGUUCAUACAAAACAAUUUCAAUAUUUUAUAAUAUUCUUUGUUUUUAAAAAAUCAUGCUGAAAUUUGUAUUAUUGUACUUCUUUUCUAUUCUACUUUUAAACUUCGCAGCUAAUCCAGUAAGCGUAGCAAGCAGAAUAAAAAAACCUGUGAGAAAUUCGUCUUGUGAUACAGCCUAUGACUGUUCUGACUUUCGUAUGAUCUGUUUAAAAAAUAAUACUUGUGCUUGUGCAAAGUUCCAUGAUUGGGAUUCUGAAUCAAAAAAGUGCAUCGCCAACGUUACAAAGAUAUCUGAUUGGCUAAAAUCAACUAGCAGCACUGUACCCGAAACGGUUUCUGGACAAGAAGAUUUUAAAAUGAUACAAAAUGGAGAUCGUAUCACUUACCAAACGAAAUGGGCUGAAUACGAAGGAGUAAAAGAAACUGGACUAGGUCAUGUCACCCGAGUUAUUUGGCCUAUAUUGUUGGGUUUAGUAGUAAUUUUCAUUGUUUACGGUGCAAUUCUAAUGGAAUUCUUAUAGAAGUGUUGGUUGUAACUAUGGAUUCGAC